This is a messenger RNA of Haliaeetus leucocephalus (bald eagle), 2039 nucleotides long. It is a transcript of the gene CCNH, whose product is annotated as cyclin H. The coding region runs from base 26 to 1000 and encodes 324 amino acids. The record is from RefSeq and is a predicted model, not a curated record. Gene Ontology annotation, biological process: regulation of cyclin-dependent protein serine/threonine kinase activity; regulation of transcription by RNA polymerase II; DNA-templated transcription. The transcript is spliced from 8 exons. Gene Ontology annotation, molecular function: cyclin-dependent protein serine/threonine kinase regulator activity. Lineage: Eukaryota; Metazoa; Chordata; Aves; Accipitriformes; Accipitridae. Gene Ontology annotation, cellular component: nucleus; transcription factor TFIIK complex.
UCCUCCUUCCUCCUCCUCGGCCGUCAUGUACCACAGCAGCACGCAGCGGCGGCACUGGACUUUCCGCGGCGAGGAGGAGCUGGCGCGGUGCCGGGCCGAGGCCAACCGCAAGUUCCGCGGAAAAGCGGUGACGAGCGGGAAGGUCCAGCAGACCGACCCUGUCCUUCUGGAGCCCCAGGAGGAGCUGGCGAUAUGCAAGUACUACGAGAAGAGGCUGCUGGAGUUCUGCGCCGUCUUCAAGCCUGCCAUGCCGAGAUCCGUGGUGGGAACAGCUAGCAUGUAUUUCAAGCGCUUUUACCUCAAUAACUCGGUGAUGGAGUAUCAUCCUCGGAUAAUCAUGCUAACAUGUGCGUUUUUGGCCUGUAAAGUAGAUGAAUUUAAUGUGUCCAGCGCACAGUUUGUUGGUAACCUUCGAGAAAGCCCUCUUGGACAGGAGAAAGCCCUUGAACAAAUACUGGAAUAUGAACUACUGCUUAUUCAGCAACUGAACUUCCAUCUUAUUGUCCACAAUCCAUACAGGCCUUUUGAGGGAUUUCUAAUUGAUUUGAAGACUCGCUAUCCAAUGCUGGAGAAUCCUGAAGUUUUGCGGAAAGCAGCCGAUGACUUCCUCAAUCGAGUGGCUCUGACAGAUGCAUACCUGCUCUUUCCUCCCUCUCAGAUAGCUCUCACUGCCAUAUUAUCUAGUGGUUCAAGAGCAGGAAUUAAUAUGGAAAGUUAUUUGUCAGAAAGUCUUAUGCUGAAAGAAAACCGAAUAUCCUUAGCCAAGCUACUAGAUGGCAUGAAAUGCAUGAAAAAUCUCAUAAAGAAAUAUGAACUGCCAAGGCCUGAGGAGGUUGCUGCUCUAAAACAGAAAUUAGAGAAGUGUCACAGCUUGGAGCUUUCACUUAAUACAAACCCGAAGAAGAGGAAAGGUUAUGAAGAUGAUGAGUAUGUCACAAAGAAACCUAAAACGGAUGAGGUCAGUAAACCUAUUGUACAAGUACUUGUCUUUCCACUCUAACUGCCAAGACAAAAGUGACACAGUUACUGAGACAGACUUCUGGGAGUGUUCUUAAAUACCCCAGUCUUUUGUGGGGAGGGGGAAGAACACAGAGGCCAUCCUUCCUGCUCUUUCCUGUGCUUUGAAAGUCUUUUGACAAACCAUAGAACAAUGUCAAGCUGAGUACUUUCAGCAUGUAGCACUCCAUGAUCCCAGUGUGGGGAAAUAGCUGUGAAGUUGAAAUUUGGAAUACUGCAAUGUAAGGAGGUUUUGGAAGGCCAGGAACUGAACACUUGAGGAGAAAUCCAACCUCUACAGGUGGAAACUCGCUCCUCAGGAUGGAAUAAAUGAGUAGAUGCUGAAGUAUACUCAAACAGGCUUUUUUCACGGAAGUUUUAUGUGGUGUUUUUUCUGCUGGCCAGUGUUUCUGAAACUGUUUCCAUUUACUUUAGCUUCUUGCACAAACCAGAAGUCAGCUGCUGAACUAAAUUUCUACGUCAGCCCAUUUGCUAGCAAGGCGUGCAUAAAUUACAGACAGGUAGCUAGUACCUCAGGUUGUAAGACCAAGUAUAUAUAAGGUAGAGAUAGACUGAGGAGGGUGACUCAACAAAUGAAAAUAGAACUAAGGUAAUCCUUCAGACCUAAUCUGAACACCUUUUAGGGCUUCAUUUGUAACGUGACUGGAAGUUGGAGAGAAUACAUUCUGGUGGAAGAAUAGCUUUGUGAAGAACCCUUUUUAACUGGACUCCUUGAUACUGAAGACAUUGUACAUCCUGAUAGUGUACGACACCUGAAGUAUGGUGUUUAGAAAAACUUGCUAACAGCUAGAGUUGUCCAUCAAAAUCUUAACAUAAAAUGCAGGCUGUGUCUUUUUAUAAUUAAAGGAGUCUUGCUAUUAUAAAUUAUCAUGAUGUUAUAAUGUCAAACUAGACCCUAAAUGAUUUGAACAAGAUUAUGGUAAAAUCAUCAUUGAAAGUAUGCUGUAACAAAAUGUGGAACCUCAAGCAUAUUUUAUGGUAACUAUUUAAUGCUGUAAAAACUUUGACUAGUGUUUACUCCA